This is a messenger RNA of Exophiala spinifera, 1437 nucleotides long. RefSeq lists its product as uncharacterized. Gene Ontology annotation, biological process: cellular response to pH. Lineage: Eukaryota; Fungi; Ascomycota; Eurotiomycetes; Chaetothyriales; Herpotrichiellaceae. The record is from RefSeq and is a predicted model, not a curated record. Gene Ontology annotation, cellular component: plasma membrane. The coding region runs from base 1 to 1437 and encodes 478 amino acids. The transcript has a single exon.
AUGCCUUUUCCUUUCGUUCUCUCCACCACAUCCAAUAUUUCUUUUCAAUCGAGCUUGACGUCUUCUAGUCAUCCCUCUCUGCCCUCUGCGGCCACAUCUCAGCGAGCUCUCCUUCGUGCCGCGCUGAAGUCGCACAAACGACUGUCUCCCACAGACCAGGCCAGUGACAUUCCGUCUCUUGCCUCCAUCAUUCACAAUUACCUCCGCUACCUGCUAACCUUAGAUCUCGCAUUAUCCGGUAAGCCUGUCGCCGGGGAGGAGAUCCACAUUGCAUUGGCCAAAGAACCCGAGAUCGAGUGGCGUCCUACUCUCAGCUCUGCAUCCAUUCCGGGGCGUGAGAGGGAUCGCGUCAAAGGUAGAGGUCUUGAUUAUGACAUCUUCUUUGUCCACCACACCCUCGCUCUGGUCCACCAGCUUGCUGCCAGACAAUCUCUGUUAGGGCUGUAUGCCUCUGCAAACCCCAGCCCUGAGCAGCGUGCAGCACUGGUCCAGAAUGCUUCCAAGUCGUUGAAGACUGCCCACUCGAUACACUCCUACCUGCUACUCAGAACAAAUUCCUCCAACGACGGUCCGCCAAAUUUCCCUCCAGGUGCGGUCGACAUCUCGGCAGCCGUUCAGUCUGCUUUGCGACAUCUGACACAUGCGGAAUUCGACCUACUCUGCGUUCUGAAGGAUGAUCCAUAUCCUGCUCUACUUGUCCAAUCCCGAAAUAAGGAUGACAGAGAAUGGAUGAUCAGAGCUCCGCAGAUACCGAAGGUGCGAGCUCAAGUUUUGACCAGACUAUGCAUCGGAGCAGCAGAGCAUGCUUCUGCAGCCGCCGUCGCCCUCAAGGUCGAAGCAUCAAAAGUCUCCAAGGAUUUGCUGGAUUAUUGCGACGGAGUUCGAAGGACGUCGAGGGCCAAGGCCUGCCGGUUCCAAGCUCUAGAUGAAGACACGGCUGGCUCGACUGGUAGAGGCAUCGCAUGGCUCAAGGCCGCGUUGAGUGAGAUUGGAAUCGAACCGCCCAAGGAAAGCUCGAAAUCAGCCGGUCUCGGGCGAUUGAAAGCCUCUUGGAAUGAACGACGAGAGGACAAGCGGAUCGAAAAGGGAAGCCCGAAUUGGGGCCUAGAUGGCGGUAAGCUGGAAGAAGGACGCAUCGUGGAGUAUCUGUAUGAGAAGAUGUCCAAGGAGAAUGACACUAUCAACAUUCAAUUGAUCCCUGACUGGAAGCCUCUGCUCUCCUUGUUACCAAGCGGAAUGAAUAUGCCCAUGGACGACAAACGAAAACCGGACUUCUUGGAAGAAGCUGAACUUGCCGCUAUGAGAGCGCCGCCAGAAGAUGAUGACUUCAAGGACACGGCCAGCUCCGAUGAAGAGGAAGGUGGUGAUAGGCAGCCGGUUGGCGCAUUCCCAGGGACACAUCAGGAGUAUGGGGGAAGCGGGACAGCAUAUUACUGA